GCAAGAAGGCGGCCGUUCACCCCGCCGCUUGUCUUCACACCUUUAAUACUCCUCUGUGUGCCUCUGACGUUCUCCGGAGCCUGGAGCUCUCCAAUCCCGUAAACAAGAACACCAAGGCUACACUCAGAAGUUCAAGGAGGCGUGGCUUAGGGACCGGAAGAACGUCCGGUUGCCAAGGGAACCCCACGCGCCUAGGCGCCGGCCCAGCCACUGAUGCUCCGGCUGAGGCACAGGCAGCCGAUUCACCCAACUUGUAGAAGCGGCAUUGCUCAGGAGCAGGAAUUCUUACAGAAGCGGCAUAGAGACGAAGGCUGAGAGACGCCCGAUAUUUAUCCCACAAACGGAUACGAGCGAGUGGUCCUUUCCUGUUCUCUUCAGCCCCUGGGUCCGCAGGGUUGACUUCAAAAACCAGCUGGUUUGUAAAUAUUUGAAUCACAAUAUGGGAUUGCUAGACAGACUUUCAGGCUUGCUUGGCCUAAAGAAGAAGGAGGUUCAUGUUUUGUGCCUUGGGCUGGAUAAUAGUGGCAAAACAACAAUCAUUAACAAACUUAAACCUUCAAAUGCUCAAUCACAAGAUAUAGUUCCAACCAUAGGAUUCAGCAUAGAGAAAUUCAAAUCAUCCAGUUUGUCUUUUACAGUGUUUGACAUGUCAGGUCAAGGAAGAUACAGAAAUCUCUGGGAACACUAUUAUAAAGAAGGACAAGCCAUUAUUUUUGUCAUUGAUAGUAGUGAUAGAUUAAGAAUGGUUGUGGCCAAAGAAGAACUUGAUACUCUGCUAAAUCAUCCAGAUAUUAAGCACCGCCGAAUACCAAUCUUAUUUUUUGCAAACAAAAUGGAUCUUAGAGAUGCAGUGACGUCUGUAAAAGUGUCUCAGCUGCUGUGUUUAGAGAACAUCAAAGAUAAACCAUGGCAUAUUUGUGCUAGUGAUGCCAUAAAAGGAGAAGGAUUGCAAGAAGGUGUAGACUGGCUUCAAGAAAAAACAAUCGAAUCAGAUCCAGGCUGUGAAGACAUGAAAAGAUAGUAUUUGGAAACCUCAACAGUUUUCAAUUCAAGGAAUGUAUCUUAAGGCACACUGAAUACUUCAUAUUUUUUAAAAGAUGUUUGUGCAUCUAGGAAUACUUCAUAAUCUUCUGCUUGCAUUUAUGGACUCUGAAUGAACUUUUUAAGAACAUAGGACUUCAGGUAUGCUAAUCUGACCAUUAAUUUUAUUAAAACUAAAUCAUUCCUCAGAAGGGCUCCUUCUCCAGAAUUAUCAACUUCUUAGUAAAAGUCUACAUUUGAUUGUAAUUAGAAUGUUUAAACUGAGAGUUAUAAGCCACCUCAAUAUCUCAUCAUGAUUUAUAGUAUGUUUAAUGCAUCUUUUUCAAAUUGUCUUACAAAGUUUAGUUUAUGGUAUGACUUUGCAGUAUGAUUGUGUUUGGAAAAAGAACUUUAAAUAUUUAUAAGGGACCAUGGGUAAUUAAUAUAUACAUAAAAUUUUUACUAUAUGUCACUAUCAAUAAACUUAAUAUACAAUGUACAAACUAGUGUACUUUGUUUACACUGAAAAGAAUAAUGCUGUGUUAAUGUAAUAUUUAGUGUUUUACUGUCAAGCAUUUGUAAGUUUUCUGAGACUAAAUGAAGCUGAAUUUAUUUAUCCAAUGAAUGUGUAUUGAACCUCUCUGUACCUAUACUAGUCCGAUAUUGUCCCAGGCAAUGGUGAUACAAGGUAAAUAAAUCAAGACAUAUUCUUUAUCCAUAGAGAACUUAAAAUUAAUGAGGGUGAUUUUGAGAACCUUUUCAAACAUAGUAUCAUUUUAUUUUUGGCUACAUGACUAUCUUGGAUUUUAAGAUUAAGAGGUAUGCAAAUGAACUAAUGAUUCUUAAAUAAUUACUUUAACUGACUUCUUAUUUCUUUAAAAUGCCUCCAAUUACUAUAGCACUUUCUUAAAAUAAAUUGUGACUCACCAAACUGUAUUUUUCGUGAGCAUAAACUGAUAAAAAAAAUGUUGUUUAGAAUUUUAGACACAUCUCAGGUAUCUUCUCUAUGCAAAUUGUGUUAGUUCUCAAAACUUAAUUAGAGACCACUUAAAAUUGUGAUCUCUGAGUAGAAGCUUUCAUUUUAAAUUAACCACUAGAAAACAGUAUAUAGAGCAAGGGUGUCAAUCCUGAAAAACACUACAUAUAAAGAACAACUGUAAUAUACAAUGUGGAAAACAUCUUACCAUGUCCUUAGCUGUGAAAAUGAUAAAAACAGGAGGCAAGGGGCACCUGGGUGGCUCAGUCAGUUGAGCUACUGCCUUCAGCUCCUGCCCUUUUCUCUCAAAUACACAAAAUAUUUAAAGAAAAUAAAAAUUAAAAAGGAGGCAAAAGAUAAGUGAGUAAUACUAGGUACAUUACUGUAACUGUGGUACUGGUUGUAUAUGCCAUAGAGAUUUGAAUUGAAAUAGUUUUAAAAGUAAAGUUCUGUAAUUCAGUUUCUCUUAGGCCAAAAAUCCCAGUGGUUUGGAAUCUGAUAAAUUAAAAGUUAUCCAGAAUAUUUGUAUAGCCCAGCAUUUUAGCUAGCUUACAGGCCUCUGUUUUGAUGAGGAUACAAAGUGAGAUUCUCAUUAAUCUAGAGUUGCCUCAAAUAUAAAAGGGACCUGAAAACACUGAAUGUAGUUUAACAAAAUACUUAUAUUCUAUUGUUCUGGAGGAUAGGAGAAUAGUUUAGGAGGAUGAGUAUAUUAGAGUUCAAAUCCUUAUCCACCAGAAUGAUUGUAAUACUUCAAUAAUAAUAACUAUCACUAUAUGAACAAUAUAUAAUAGCUAUCACAAUAAUAAUAAUAGCUAUCACCAUAUGAACAAUAUAUAAUAGCUUUCACAAUAGUAAUAAUAGCUAUCACUAUAUGAACACUAUAUUUUGAGCUAGAUAUUACUACACAUACUGGAUUUUGCAUUAUUUAAUUGUCGCAAUAACCUUGUGUGGUAGGUAGGUUUUAUUAUUUCAUAGACAAGGAAACAGAGACCUGAAAAAAUUACUUGCUAAAUGGCACUAGUAAAUGCUGGUGCUAUGAUUUGGAACCAAACCAUCUGUUUAAGAUAGAUGAAUUCAAGAGACAAGAGUAUUACAGAUAAUAGAAAUACAGAGCUAUCUGCCACAAGGAUAGCGAAAAGGAUUGAAAAGGCUCUCAUUGGGGUGGGAGACCAGGAUGGGGAUGGGAAAGUCAGAGAAAAGUGACUACUAUUUUGUUUUGUUUUUGAUUGUUUCUUCUUUUAAGUCUCUGAAUACUUCAGAUUUUCAACUCCGGAUAUAAAUGAGUAAUAAAAAUACUUUUUAAAACUACACUGAUACUAAAUUAAUGAGUACUGCACAAACUGCUGUAACUCAUACCUGUGCAAAUAUUUAGGAGAGAGAAAAGUUUCCAUGAUCUCCAAAUCUAGUUUAUGCUCUAUUAACAUCUAUUCUGCUGUACAUUUUCAUGUGAAGAUUAUGUAGAAGCACAUUGGACUAUAGGAUGCCAUAAAAGUGUGGAUAAGCUGAGGUUAUUGCAUUUGUAUUUAACAUGGUAUACAAUUAAAAUUUAUUUCAUUAAAACUCAA
Mustela erminea (ermine) is the source of this 3561-nucleotide messenger RNA. It is a transcript of the gene ARL6, whose product is annotated as ADP ribosylation factor like GTPase 6. Bases 440 to 1021 code for a protein of 193 amino acids. Gene Ontology annotation, molecular function: GTP binding; GTPase activity. Gene Ontology annotation, biological process: protein localization to cilium; intracellular protein transport; cilium assembly. NCBI's taxonomy places the organism in Eukaryota, Metazoa, Chordata, Mammalia, Carnivora, Mustelidae. Gene Ontology annotation, cellular component: cytoplasm; axoneme. The transcript is spliced from 9 exons. The record is from RefSeq and is a predicted model, not a curated record.